Radiomyces spectabilis is the source of this 1487-nucleotide messenger RNA. RefSeq lists its product as uncharacterized. The transcript has a single exon. NCBI's taxonomy places the organism in Eukaryota, Fungi, Mucoromycota, Mucoromycetes, Mucorales, Radiomycetaceae. The record is from RefSeq and is a predicted model, not a curated record. Gene Ontology annotation, molecular function: zinc ion binding. Bases 230 to 1252 code for a protein of 340 amino acids.
CGAAAGGCUGACCAUGCGCUCACAAGAUGCUCGCUUAAAUAAAAAUUUUGGACCGCUGAUUGCUCUAUAAAAAAAACCAAUGCGCGCCUUUACGGCGAAAAAAAAAAAUCCUGGCUAAAUUUGGAUAGGCACAUGGCGUCACUUAUUUGUUCUCGCUCUAUUUGCCGAGUCUACUUCGAACCCCAGAAAGAAAUCCUACAGCAGUGAUCAGUACAUAUAUGCAAGUACCAUGGCCAUACUACCCCUUGCUGGAAAUAUUUCCAAAGAAACCACCACUCUUCUUCACGACAUGGAUCAGGUCAAUCAUCAUACUGCCCACAGCACGUUUGCGCCCGAUCCAACCCAUCAAGACACCAUACCAUUACCACCUCUAUCCAGCACACAUAAUCCAGCGCCUGUAUCGGACGACUUACCUCAGUGCCGGAUAUGCGGCGAAUCGGAGCUGGACGAUGAUGAGGACAGUGACCACUUUAUAGCAAACGAUGAGGAAGCCGUCAUUGGCAUACGCGUUGCAUCCACACGAUGGCAAGACCAUCAACUGCUUCAUUUGCAACAAAAACCUCUAAUCCGGCGGAAAAAUCCUUUAAUUCGACCGUGUAAAUGUAAAGGAAGCAUGUCCUACGUGCAUGUCAAAUGUCUGAAUCGAUGGCGGACAAUGUCUCCGAGAAAGGAAUCGUUUGUCGCUUGCGAUUUGUGUGGAUACCAUUACAACAUAUACCGACCUCGCUAUGCCGCGAUCCUUUCCCAUCCGUAUUUCCUAAACGUUACUACACUAUUCUUCACGCUGGCAUCAGUGAUUGCCAUGGCAUAUCUGUGUAAGGUAAUUGAUGUUUUUGCGUUACACCAUCUGCCACAGCCGGAAAAUGAAGCGUGGUUCAAACUGCAUGGUCCGACCAUGUUGUGGAUGGAUCGAAUCUAUCUGCUGUCGGGUGUCAGCGCCACCGCCCUGUUGGGCGUAUUCUAUCUUGUAUAUGUUCGCGUGAUCUGUGAGAGCGACCCGCAUACGACACAUCCUUUGCUUUGCGGGAGUCAGGAUACUUGCCCGUGGUACAGCCUCUACUUGGCGGAUGUCACUGCAUGUAGUGGCGACGCGGCUAUUGGUGGUCUGUUGGCGUUUUUAGUCGUGUUGAUCUUAAUGAUCAUUGUCUUUGGCAUUCUCGGUGCUAUGACUGGCGUUUAUACCCUAAUGGAAUUCUCUGUGGAACGCCUGGCAGGCAAAGUGAAAGAAAGAAUUCUGGAUGUUAGUUCCUAGCACUAGCUAUAGUGUCUUGUGUAAUAGUUGACGUGUAUCGUGCAGCAAAGAAAGAAAGAAAGAAGUAACUACUAGAUAGGAUGAUCCACAUUCAUGCUGUUAUAUUCCAAAAGCUUGGGCCGCUUUUUUGUCUGCUCCUAUUUUUUUUUUACCAUUGUCGCACGAGAGGCAUUAUUCAGGGUCGGACCCACAGACGGGAGUCGAAAAAAGGGACAAUGUGAGUGCAUUUAUAGAA